CUUCAAAACAAAUGAAUCAACCAAGAGUGACAGGAGGAGAAGUUGUAAUAGCAGAAAACUCCAGAUUGCAAGUAAGAAUCUAUGAAUUACAACAUAGAAUUAAUGCUCUGACUGCUGAUAAGGAUGAAUUGAUUCACGAAAAUACACAACUAAGAAAUAGAAAUGAAGAGCUUGUAACUGAAAAGAAUCAACUCGAAGCAGAUAAUAUUCAAAUUC
This is a messenger RNA of Racocetra persica, 216 nucleotides long. NCBI's taxonomy places the organism in Eukaryota, Fungi, Glomeromycota, Glomeromycetes, Diversisporales, Gigasporaceae. The record is from the annotation of a GenBank genome assembly.